Fusarium keratoplasticum is the source of this 1707-nucleotide messenger RNA. RefSeq names its product D-ser-dehydrat domain-containing protein. Gene Ontology annotation, biological process: D-serine catabolic process. Gene Ontology annotation, molecular function: D-serine ammonia-lyase activity. The coding region runs from base 1 to 1707 and encodes 568 amino acids. Lineage: Eukaryota; Fungi; Ascomycota; Sordariomycetes; Hypocreales; Nectriaceae. The record is from RefSeq and is a predicted model, not a curated record. The transcript has 6 exons.
AUGGAUCACUCACUCGAAAACUACAAAUCCUACAUCGGAAAGCCCAUUUCCGAGCUCCCCACGCCAUCCCUCGUCAUCAAUCUCCCCGUCCUCAAGCACAAUGUCGAUACCCUACACCGCGACGUCGAGAAGCUCGGCAUCGGUUUCAGACCUCAUGUAAAAACGCUCAAGUCCCUCGAGGUGACGAGGAUGAUGCUCGCGGGCGGCAAAUACAGGGGUAUUGUCGCCUCCACCAUUCCCGAGAUCCAGGGUGCCCUGCCCCUGGUGAAAGAGGGCAUCCUAGACGAGUGUCUCUACGGUCUUCCUGUCUACCCUAGUGUUCUGCCAAGACUGGUUGAGCUCCGAAAAUCACUACGCAUCCUCCUCAUGGUGGACAAUGAGCAGCAAAUAGCGCUCCUCGAGCAGUCGGACUUGAGCAAACAGCCCUGGGACAUCUUUGUCAAGCUAGAUGUCGGCUCGCACCGAGCGGGGGUGGAGACCAACAGCCAAGCCCUCCAUAGCCUGGUAGAGCGCGCCGAAAAGUCAUCGGCAGUUAGCAUCUACGGAUUUUACUGUCACGCCGGACACUCGUACGCGGGCAGGUCGCGAAACGAAGCUGAGGAAACCCUCAACGUUGAAGUGUCGAGCGUGCUCUCGGCAGCCAAACUCCUCCCCUCAGAUCGCAACAUCGUCAUCUCGGUGGGCAGCACACCAACAGCACACGUAGUGGAGAGCCUCAAGGCUUCGUUGCCAGCCAACAUCAAGCUCGAACUCCACGCAGGCAAUUUCCCCAGCAACGACCUUCAGCAAGUAUCCACGGGGCUGGUGACCGAAGCCCAGCAAGCCGUCUCGGUGGCGGCCGAGGUGUGCAGCGUGUACCCGGAGAGGAACGAGGCGCUCGUCAACGCGGGCGUGAUUGCGCUGUCGCGCGAGGCGAGCGCCUUCACCGGAUUCGGCCGCGUGGUGGGCAAGCAGGCGUGGGGCGUGGUGCGACUCUCGCAGGAACACGGCAUCUUGGGCACCAGCGAGGAGGGACGAAGGGUCGAGGACGACUUCGAGGUUGGGCAGCGGGUCGAAUUGUGGUGCAAUCACGCAUGCAUCACUGCGGCGGCGUUUUACGUGUAUUAUGUCGCUGAUGAAGAAGGGAUCUCUUGCGAGACAAUACCACUCUCAGUAAUCACCCUCAACACCUCUCCUCACAUCACACAAGUCAUCAUGUCUUACGCCGACGUUGCUGCCAGCGGACCCAAGCAGUCCCCCCAGGACGCUGCUGCUCCUCAGCCUCCUGAGAUCAUCUCCACUGAGUCCGCCUCCACCGCUUCCCUCAUCGACGUUGACCUGCCGUCUGUGCACACCGUCAACUCCGAGUUCCUCGACCAGCCCGUCAAGACCGAGACCCAAGCGGCUCGCAUCGAGAGAGAAGAGGAGGCUCGUGAGGAGAAGCGAAAGCGUGACGCCGCUGCCGCCAAGGCCCGCCAAACCGACAACUGGCUGAUCCGGCAAUUUUCUCGUCUUUCCGAUGGCAGCGCUACCGGCCUUGUUAUUGCCAACUUUGCUACCGUUGUCGGCCUGAGUGCGUACCUGGGCUACAAGGGCUGGGGUCUGUACGAGAAGGGCAAGCUUGACUGGAAGGCCGUCGGCAUCGGUGCCGGUAUCCUCGCCAGUGUGAGCGCGGCGGAGGGUGUCCUUGGACGGUAUCUGUACAAGGGCAAGAAGGGUGGUUCCUAG